Messenger RNA from Acanthamoeba castellanii str. Neff, 324 nucleotides. RefSeq lists its product as uncharacterized. NCBI's taxonomy places the organism in Eukaryota, Discosea, Longamoebia, Acanthamoebidae. The record is from RefSeq and is a predicted model, not a curated record. The coding region runs from base 1 to 324 and encodes 107 amino acids. The transcript has a single exon.
AUGAUGAGACGAACGAUCGCCACGAGUGCUGUUUCUGCCACGAGAACGGCGGGCGCGACAUGGAGCCGCAGCCUGGCGAGCACCUCGACGGUCCUCCAGGCUGCCCGCAAGCCGCGCGUUGGUGAUAUUGACACCAGCAAAGUGGACUUCACGGCAGGCAUCAACUUCAACUCGCCUACCGAUGAGGACCCCGUCAAUGACGUGCAGAUGGAACAAGUCGUCAGGCAGAAGUUCCGCAACCGCAAGGGAUACCCGCACCCCUUCGAUGAGCUGGACCCCACCGACGAGCCCUUCAACCCGAAGAAGGCCCAAUUCCCCUUCUAA